Messenger RNA from Lemur catta (Ring-tailed lemur), 3017 nucleotides. It is a transcript of the gene RHPN1, whose product is annotated as rhophilin Rho GTPase binding protein 1. The transcript has 15 exons. Bases 677 to 2851 code for a protein of 724 amino acids. Gene Ontology annotation, molecular function: protein binding. The record is from RefSeq and is a predicted model, not a curated record. Gene Ontology annotation, biological process: negative regulation of stress fiber assembly; signal transduction. Lineage: Eukaryota; Metazoa; Chordata; Mammalia; Primates; Lemuridae.
AAUGUGAUUAGGGCCCACCCUAUUCCAGGAUGAUGAUCUUUUAACUAAUUAUAUCUACAGAGAUCUCAUUUCCAAAUAAAACCACAUUCACAGGUACUGGGAUUAUGGCUCAAACAUAUCUUUCUUGGGACACAGUUCAGCCUGUCAUAGAUGGUCACCCCGUGCUUACUGUGUGCAGGUGGGGCUGUACACAAGGCACAUUAUUCCCACGCAGUAGGGAUCAACAGUAAUUAAAAAGCGGAGGCAGACCCCAUUCACCUUAGCAAAAGGAACCGUAUGUGGGAUAUUUAGGGGGAAACCCCAGGAAAACAUGCGCGAGCUCCUUAUGGAGAAAAUGGAACGGGCUGAGUGGCGUGAGUGCGUGGAGAGCGGGUGUGUCACGCAGGCAUUGGUCCUCCCGUGAACCCGUAACCUUAUGUGAUGAUGCUUCAGUUUCGGGUCUGCUCUUCUGUUUGGUCACAAGAUUCACCUUCAGACACAGUAGUAUUCUGGGAGAGAAGAGGUCUGUCUCUUGCUUCUGUCUUAAGAGGGCAAGGAAACUGUUCCCAGGAGACCUGGUCUUGUAGCUGAGGGGCAGAAGUGGGUCACCUGUCAGCAGAGACCAGAGUUGCCAUACCUGACUCAGAGUCGAAAGUGUUUGUCCCCAAGCUGGGGUGGGGGUCACUGUCCCUGAGCAAUGGGUCCUGAACAAGACCAGGGUUCUCACAGCACAGAAGGGGUGGACAUCAGAAAGGACAGCCAGCCCACACCUGGGAGCCUGCCCAGGGCACAGCCACACCUGGCUACAAAGAACCUUCUCGGGUGUUCCCAACAGCAUCCUGCAGGAUGGAGAAGAGCCAGGGACUCCUGCCUGACCAUCGGGGAGAGCGCAGAGGGGUGUGACCCCCUGAUGCAGACGCAGCAUGGCAGGCUGCAAAGCCGCAGGACCUGGAUCUACCAGCAGAUCUGCAAGGAGCUGCAGAUGCGGACAGGCGCCGAGAACCUCUACAGAGCCACCAGCAACCACCGGGUCAGGGAGACGGUCGCCCUGGAGCUGAGCUAUGUCAACUCCAACCUGCAGCUGCUGAAGGAGGAGCUGGAGCAGCUUGAUGGCAGUGUGGACACGUGCCAGCAUGGGAGUGAAGGUGUUGCUGCCCCCAUGAUCCCCCUGGGUCUGAAGGAGACCAAGGAGCUGGACUGGGCCACACCCCUGAAGGAGCUGAUCUCGGGGCACUUUGGAGAGGAUGGCGCCUCCUACGAGGCAGAGAUCAGGGAGCUGGAGGCCUUGCGGCAGGCCAUGCGGAACCCCAGCCGGAACGAGGCGGGCCUGGAGCUGCUGGCAGCCUACUACAACCAGCUCUGCUUCCUGGACGCGCGCUUCCUCACCCCUGCCAGGAGCCUGGGGCUCUUCUUCCACUGGUACGACUCGCUCACGGGUGUCCCAGCCCAGCAGCGUGCCCUGGCCUUCGAGAAGGGCAGCGUGCUCUUCAACAUUGGCGCCCUCCACACGCAGAUUGGGGCACGCCAGGACCGCUCCUGUGCCGAGGGCACCAGCCGCGCCGUCGAGGCCUUCCAGAGGGCUGCUGGGGCCUUCAGCCUGCUGAGGGAGAACUUCUCCCAUGCGCCGAGCCCAGACAUGAGCACUGCCUUGCUCUGCGCACUGGAGCGGCUCAUGGCUGCGCAGGCCCAGGAGUGCGUCUUCGAGGGCCUCUUGCUGCCUGCCCCCGCAGCCCCCAGCGACGGCCCUGCCCAGCUGCGUCUGGCUCAGGAGGCUGCCCAGGUGGCAGCCGAGUAUAGGCUUGUGCACCAGACCAUGGCCCAGCCACCUGUCUGUGACUACGUGCCCAUCUCCUGGAUUGCCCUGGUGUGCGUCAAGGCUGAGUACUUCCGCUCCCUGGCCCACUACCACGCUGCCGUAGCCCUCUGCGAUGGCUCUCUGGUGGCCAAGGGAGAGCUUCCCAUGCACGAGCAGGUCUUCCUCCAGCCCCUGGAGUGCUGCACACCCCAAGGACCCACACUGCCACAGGAGCCCGAGGAGCGCAGGAGACUUGGCAAGGCCCACCUGAAACGCGCCAUCCUAGGGCAGGAGGAGGCACUACGGCUGCAUGCCGUGUGCCGCGUCCUGCGUGAGGUGGACCUGCUACAGGCUGUGGUGGCCCAGGCGCUGCGGCGCUCGCUGGCCAGGUACUCGGAGCUCGACCGUGAGGAUGACUUCUGCGAGGCUGCUGAGGCCCCUGACAUCCAGCCUAAGACCCACCACAAACCAGAGGCCAGGACACCCUGCCUGUCCCAGGUGAAGGUGGCUGACAUCUUCCACCGGCUGGGGCCCCUGUCCGUGUUCUCAGCCAAGAACCAAUGGCGACUGGUGGGGCCUGUCCAUGUGACCCGAGGAGAGAGUGGCUUUGGCUUCACACUUCGGGGAGAUUCACCCGUCCUCAUCGCCGCUGUCAUUCCAGGGGGCCAGGCUGCGGCGGCUGGACUCAAGGAGGGUGACUACAUUGUGUCGGUGAACGGGCAGCCCUGCAAGUGGUGGAAGCACACAGAGGUGGUAGCCCAGCUGAAGGGCAUGGGCGAGGCAGGAGUGAGCCUGCAGGUGGUGUCACUGCUGCCAGGCUCAGGACCACCUGGCACGGGGGACCGCCGGCCAGCCCUGCUGGGCCCCGGGGGACUUCUGAGGAGCCAGAGGGAGCGAGGUUGCAAGACACCAGCGCCUGCUCGGGCCAGCCCCCGGGCCCUCCUCGGCUGGAGCUGCAAGGCAAAGCGGGACAAGAGCGGAGACAGUGCCCAGCCCUGCACCCCAGGGGGGGCUGCUGUGACUGUCCCUGACCCACAGGCACUGCCCUCACCCUCUGAGAGCCCAGGGUGGCCAUGAGGGGCCGCUCCUUACACACCUUGCCCAGUCCAGGCUCCAGCUGUCUGGGAGCAGCCGUCAUGCCCUCCCCGCCCCAGAAGACCCUCAGGCGGUGCCUGUCCCCCCAGUGCCUGAGGCUGCAUGGGGCAUGCCUGCCCACCCAUUAAAGACCAGAAGCAGAAAAGCA